Messenger RNA from Myotis davidii, 3656 nucleotides. It is a transcript of the gene CRAMP1, whose product is annotated as cramped chromatin regulator homolog 1. The transcript has 20 exons. Gene Ontology annotation, cellular component: nucleus. Gene Ontology annotation, molecular function: chromatin binding. Lineage: Eukaryota; Metazoa; Chordata; Mammalia; Chiroptera; Vespertilionidae. The coding region runs from base 1 to 3606 and encodes 1201 amino acids. Gene Ontology annotation, biological process: pattern specification process. The record is from RefSeq and is a predicted model, not a curated record.
AUGGUGGAGGCGGCUGGUGUCAGGAACGUGGAGUGGGACCUCAAGUGGAUCCUCAGGCCAUGGGGCCUUCCCAAGCCCCUCCAGCGUUUUGGAGCAGAUCACUGUAUAGUUCUCUCUCUCAAAGGAGCUGAUGGUGGUGGAUCAUCAUCCGGAAAUGGGCCUGGGGUUGCCCCUGCUGCCCCUGCAGGGGCCUCUCGCUCCUCCUCCCGGAACUUAGGAUCUUCUGGCGGUGAGAAGGAAGAAGGCAAAAAGGUCCGGCGACAGUGGGAGUCGUGGAGUACCGAGGACAAGAACACUUUCUUUGAGGGGCUGUACGAGCAUGGGAAAGACUUUGAAGCAAUCCAGAACAACAUAGCUCUCAAGUAUAAGAAGAAGGGCAAGCCCGCCAGCAUGGUGAAGAACAAAGAGCAAGUGAGGCACUUCUACUACCGCACGUGGCACAAGAUCACCAAGUACAUCGACUUUGACAAUGUGUUCUCUCGAGGGCUGAAGAAGUCAUCUCAGGAGCUGUAUGGUCUGAUCUGCUACGGCGAACUGCGCAAGAAGAUUGGGGGCUGUAUGGAUGACAAGAAUGCCACGAAGUUGAAUGAGCUCAUUCAGGUUGGGGCCACCACAGUGCGUUACAAAGGAAGAAACCUGCGAAUCAAAGCGCCCAUGUGCCGAGCCCUGAAGAAGCUCUGUGACCCAGACGGCCUGAGUGAUGAAGAGGACCAGAAGCCAGUGCGUCUGCCCCUGAGAGUCCCCGUAGAGCUACAGCCAAGGAACAAUCACGCCUGGGCCCGAGUACAGAGCCUCUCCCAGAACCCCAGGCUCAGGAUGAUCGUGGAGCUCCAUCGGAAGGUCUCCAGCCUCAUUGAAUUUUUGAAGCAGAAGUGGGAGCUCCAUGAAGUGCGAAUUCGAAAGACACUCGCGGAGCGGCAGCUGCAGGAUUCGUUUGUGGAGCCGUCACAGGAGAAAGUAAUGCUGCACCUGUUCCCUGGGGAGAACUGUACGCUGACCCCACUUCCAGGAGUGGCCCGUGUGGUGCACUCUAAGGCCUUCUGCACGGUGCACUGGCAGGAGGGUGGCCGGUGCAAACAGAGCUCCAAAGAUGCCCACACACUGCCUCCAGCUCAGAUCCUGGGCAUCCAGAGCGGGCAGGGUACAGCCAGGGGCCAAGUGAAGUGCCCAAGGAGCAGCACCGAAGGCAAGGGCGGGGGGCGGCCUCCUCCCUCCAUGGACACUUCUCAGAGCUCUGGAGAGAGUUCCCCUGAAAGUGCCCUUGGGGAGGGGGCUGCCCCAAGCCUCAGCAGCCCGAACGCUCCCGACAGGCUUCCCCCUGGGCUCCAGGAUGCUGGGGUACAGACCCCUACGGCAGCUCCUGUAGAGGUUGGGGAUGGCCCAGCCCAAGAGCCCAGGGCCACGACUUGUGCCUGUGGCCAGCUCCCAGAGCUGGAGGACGAUCUCUCUCUCCUAGACCCCUUCCCCCGCUACAUGAAGUCCUGCCAGGACCUCAUCCUCCCUGAGCCGUGCCACUGUGCAGACUCUCGGCUCUCGGCCUGUGUCUCCCCAGAGACUCAAGCCCCCAGCAGCGCAGAGGUGGCCAACCUUGCCCAGACCAGGGCACCGUCUCCUGCCCGUGGCCUAUCUGGCCUGGAGCCUCAGCCCAGCCCAGGGCUCCAGCCAGAUGUUUGCACUAAAGACUCAGCAGAUGCUCCUGCGGAGGAGCCCCAGGAGAAGGCGAGCCCCUCGGACCCCCCGCCACCUCAGGGACAGCCUUCUGCCAAGCCUCCAAAAGAUGUCCCUGCCAGCCGGCUGGCCCAGCAGCUCCGCGAAGAGGGCUGGAACCUGCAGACCUCCGAGAGCCUGACACUGGCCGAAGUCUACCUCAUGAUGGGAAAGCCAAGCAAGCUGCAGCUGGAGUAUGACUGGCUGGCCGAGCUGGGCCCCGAGGGCCAGGCCCCUGGUGGCUCCCCACCCGCCGCCUCUCACAAGCAGCGCCUCCUCAGCUGCCUCCUGAAGCUCAUCUCCACUGAGGUCAACCCCAGACUGGCUCCAGAAUCCAACGCCAGCUCCAUGGCCUCAGCGAGACCCGCCCAGGAGGAACAGUCGACGACCCCCCCAGGGAAGGUGGUGAACAUCAGCUCCCGGAGCCCCCGCUGCCCUCGGAACCAGUCUGCCCUUCGCAACAAGACCUUCUCUCCCAGCUCUGCGCCUUGUCCCUCCUCAGGUUUGAGAAACCCUCCAAGACCCCUCUUGGUGGCUGGUUCCUCUAGUACAGGAAGCAGUGACUCAGAUGGUGGCCUUUUUGCUGUCCCAACAACUUUGCCACCCAACAGCCGACACGGGAAGCUCUUCUCUCCUAAUAAAGAGACAGAAUUGACUUUCCUUCAGCAUCUGAACUCCAUCAGCAUGCAGUCGGAUUUCUUCUUGCCAAAGCCCCGGAAGUUGCAGAACCGGCACCUACGGAAGCCGCUGGUGGUCCAGAGAACCCUGCUUCCUCGACCUUCUGAAAACCAGUCCCACAACGUCUGCUCCUUCUCUAUCAUGUCAAACUCCUCCAUAACCGGUAGAGGCUCAUUCCGGCCCAUCCAGUCUUCCCUCACCAAAGCGGCUCUGUCUCGGCCGAUCAUGCCCAAGGUCCUUCCGCCCCAGGCCCCGGGCCACCUGGCCAGUGCUGUCGACUUAGCAGCUACAAGUGCUGGCAUCAUCCCCGGGAGCCCCCUCCCUGUCUUGGAUGCUGAGGGUUUGUCUGGCAUCUCUCCACUGUCUUCAGAUGAGGCAACAGCUACCCUUCCGGGUCAGGACUCCGCUGGCACCCUCCAGAAUGGCGACCCCAUCCCCACUGUGGGGGGUACAAGCGAUCCAUUCAUCAGCAUCCCCGCGAGGCCUGAGCAGGAGCCAGUGACGGAAGGUUUCCAGGGAUCACCUGUCCUCUCCUUAACUGAGCUAUCUAAGGCUCCUCUGCACAAUGGGCUUUCCACCCCACUGCCCUUGGCAGAGGGCUCCAGCACUCGGCUCUCUCCACCUAACGUUUCUGCUCUGCUGGACAUCUCUCUCCCCGGGCCACCUGAGGACGUGCUCUCGCAGGGAGAGCCUGCCACUCAGAUCAGCGACUCCAUCAUUGAAAUCGCCAUCAGCUCUGGCCAGUACGGUGAAGGAGUCCCUCUUUCUCCAGCAAAACUAAAUGGCAGUGACAGUUCCAAGAGUCUUCCUUCCCCAUCCAGCAGCCCCCAACCAGACUGGAUUGCCUCCCCCACCCAUGACCCCCAGUGGUGCCCCAGCGACCCCACGGACUCGUCCCUCGGCAGCUUGUUUGCGAGCUUCAUCUCGGAGAAAGGCCGAAAGAUGCUGCCGACUCCAGUGGGGACCCACAGUGGCACCUCCCUGCUGGGCCCCAGCCUGCUAGAUGGAAAUUCGAGAGACUCGUUUGUGUCCAGAUCCCUGGCUGAUGUGGCAGAGGUCGUGGAUUCCCAGCUGGUGUGCAUGAUGAAUGAAAACAGCGUUGAUUACAUAUCUCGAUUCAACGACUUGGCCCAGGAGCUGUCCAUCGCCGAGCCCAGCCGCCGAGAGGUUCUGUUUGAUGGCAGUGGAAGUGGCCCCCCUGUCAGUGACCUAUCCCAGUGAACAUACAGCGUACUCGUGGUGGGGGCAUCCUGGAGGCUUCAGAGGAGGGC